AUGAAUUCCAAAACAAAUUCUAGUCCACACCAAAAUAGUGUUCAAAAAGGAAAUCAUGAUAGCAGUUCAGAUGAUGUAGUUGAUAUGUCCACAAAUGAAGACAAUGUCACUGUAUACCUGGAGAAAACAAAUUAUCUGAAAAAUUCUGAAGGAAUUGCAGAACCAUCAAGCACUAAUAUUCCUCAAGUUGAGGAAGUUUCAUCACUUACUCAAGUUUUUAAAUUACUACUAGAGGAAGAAAAUUAUUUGAGUCAGUUUAGUGAGGGUACAUUAGCAAAAUUCUAUACAUAUAUCACAGAAAACACUGGUGUCAACUUAAAAACAUCUUUUGUGAAAGACCAAGGUCUCUAUAUAACAGUGUUUGGCAACCCAGAAUCUGUCAUAAAAGCUGAGAAUGCAAUUUUUGAAUGGUGUCAAGAACAGGGUUUAACUUUAAGUCUCAUUUCCAAAAAAGAAAAUCACUUUGUUAUAGACCAGACUGGAGAAAACACACAAGAUUUGGAACGAGAAAGUGAAAUAAAUUCUCAGAUCUUAAGUCCACACAAUCAGAGCAACUGUGUGAAUAGUUCAAAACAGGCAGAGUUGAAAUCUUCAGAUGGAAGUCAACCUACAUCUGCCAACGGUAGCAAGGAUGAUAUUCCGCCAUCAGAAAUGGGGAAAACAUUUAAUUCCCUGACUGCUGAGCCAUACCCUGAAGCAUGUGACAUUUUCCAAGAAUCAGAGGGACAUGUCCCCUUUCCACUGGCUAGUGUCGAGGAGACAGAUAUUAAUGAAAGACAACAACAUGUGGAUCAGAUCAAUUGUGAAAAUGAAAUGACUGAGAAGACAAAUACUAUAACUGAGGAUGUGAUGAUGAACUUUCAAGACAAUUAUACCAUAGGUCUCAAAAGAAAUUUUCUGGAGGAGAUCCUAGAAACAACUGGAGAUUCAACAGAGCCAUCACCUUCUGAGAGCCUAUCGGAUUCUAUGUCACAACAUAGUGAGCCUGAGAGUUCAGGGGAGAUAUUUAAUGAAGUUGGUUGCAAUGAUGAUGAUUAUUUUGUUUCUUCUAUCUGUGCUCCUUCUUGGUUACACAGCUUUAUUAUAGGUGAGAAAGGUGAGAACAUAGCUGAGAUAACAAAUAGUGUGCCAAAGGUUCAUAUAUACUUUACAUCUGAAGACAAAAUUAUGCUCAAAGGACCAAUAGAUGAUGUAAAUUAUGCUCAAGAAAAAUUUGACAUCAUUGUCAAUGACCUACUUAGUAGAAUGGAAUGUACUGAGAUAAACAGUAGCAGUAAGUUUUAUAAGUACCUUACAGGGAAUAAUGGAGAGAUCCUAAACAGAAUUACAGAGAAAAACCAAGUCUCUAUCUCAGUGUUUCCUGAAAAUGAAAUGAAUCAUUUGAUCCGAAUUGAGGGAGAAUCUUUGGGUGUUCAACAAGCCAAAAGAGAACUCCUUGAACUCGCUAAUAAUUUGGAAGAGGAGUACAGCCAGGACAUAAUCAUCAAACACCAAUUUCACCACAUACUUAUUGGACAAAAAGGUGAAAGGGUUCGUGAGAUCUGUAGGAAAUUCCCUGAUGUUAUCCUCAAUUUUCCACAUCCUGCAGAGAAAAGUGAUGUUGUCCAGCUGAUAGGUCCAAAAUAUGAGUCAGAAAAAUGUGCACAGUAUUUGGAGAACAUGUUGACAGAUAUUAAAGGAAAUAACUAUACUGUAAGUAUUCCAAUCACAAAAAGGCUUCACAAAAGGAUAAUUGGAAAAGGAGGUUCAAAUAUAAAAAUAAUCUCUAAAAUCACCAACACCAAGAUUAGUUUCCCACCAGAAAAGUGCAACUCAGAAGAGUUUGUCAUUACUGGAUAUCCAGAAAACUGUGAAAUUGCACGUAACUGGAUUCUUUCAAUUCAGCAAGAGAUAGCUGAUACUGCAGAGGAGGAAAUUUUCAUUCCUCCUAAUCUAUACAAAUAUCUGACUAAUCCCAAAGAAUGUUUGAUCAAUUCAGUCAUAGAAGAAUGUGGGAAAGUUCAUCUGCAUUUCCCAAAAAACAAGUCUGGCCUACAUAAACUCAUUAUCAUGGGGUCUGUUGAAAGUGUUGAAAAGACCAAAACAAAGCUUCUGAAACUGGCAGAAGAAGAGCAAGCCAAGAAUUACUCUGGGACUGUCCAUGUCAAACCACAAUAUCAUCAGUUUCUUAUGAAUAAAAAUGGAGGCAAUAUUUCCAAACUGUGUGAAGAGACUGGAACUUGUGUCAUUUUCCCUAAUCUUAAGAACAAGGAUGAAGAUUCCAUAACAAUUACAGGAACUGAAGAGGGUGUUAAAGAAGUACAAAAACGACUAGAAGUUUUAAUUAAAGACUUAGAAAAUGUGGUGGAGGAUAACAUACUAAUAAAUCGCAAAUUUCACCAUUAUUUUGUUAUGCGGAGGGGCCAGCUUUUAAGGGAAAUGACAGAGGAGUAUGGUGGCGUGGUUAUUACAUUCUCUUAUGCAGGAAAGCAUAAUACAAAAGUCACAAUAAGAGGGGCAAAAGCUUGUGUUGAGGCAGCAAAGAAACACAUUCAGGACAUUUUUGAGCCUUUGGGCUCCCAAGUUACAACGCGGUAUGUUAUUCCCCAAAAGUUCCAACCUUUUAUCAUGGGACCAAUAUGUUCACGAAUUCAACAAAUUGCAAGAGAUUAUAAAGUUCAAAUCAAAUUUCCAGACAUAGACAAGCCAGUCAUCAAUAUGGACCUAGGUAUGCAGGAAAAAUGCAAAGAAAAGUGGAGAAGGACCCCUAAAGAUCUUGUUCCUAAUUCCGCAAAAAAAAGUGACACCAUAUUUAUAUCAGGCCAAGUGGAAAAUUGCAAGGCAGCUACUGAAGCUAUUGCAUCUCUAAUUCCUGCUACUGCUGAAGUUCAUGUGCCCUUUCACCUACAUCCUUACAUCAUUGGGCACAAAGGAAGUGGCUUACGUAAGCUCAUAAAAGAAUUUGAAGUUCAUAUCCAAAUAUUACAACCUGGAAUAAAUGCUGAUAUCAUAUCUAUUAUGGGCCUUGAAGCAAAUGUGGAACAAGCCAAGAUGAGGUUACAAAAACGAGUCAAGGCUUUACAAACGGAAAUAGAAGAUCGGACACUAAGAAAUUUUAAGCUAAUAUUCAAUCUAGAUCCCAAAUAUCACUCCAAGAUCACUGGUCAUAAGGGUUUACUUAUUGCUCAGAUUUGCACAGAGCAUGAUGUUACUAUCCGUUUUCCAAAGAAAGGAAGUCAUGAAAUACAAGACCAAAUCACUAUUACUGGCUAUAAAGAGAACACUCUAGCUGCUCGAGAUGCAAUAAUGAGAGUAUUGCAUAAGAUCGAAAAAACGGUUUCUAAGGAAAUCCCACUAAACCACCAGGUUCGUGGCAGUGUUAUUGGAUUCCGUGGAAGAACCAUCCAUAGAAUCAUGGAUCAAUACCAAGUAGACAUACGUUUACCUCCAAAAGGGUCAUAUAAUCCUAAUAUCACCUUGACUGGGCUCUCUGAUAAUGUAAAAAAUGCAAUUGAACAUAUACUCAAUCUUGAAAAGUACUAUCUGUCAGCUGACAUGAGCCAUGAACCUCAGCAGGAGCAUAAGAGCGUCUCCCUUUGCAAUAUAGCCAUGACACCAUCCAAGAGUUUUGUAAGAAAAUAUGUUCCCUGUUAUGCUAAAACAACCACAAAGCUCCCAGAUGUGGAUAAUUGUCAACACUUUCCCAGAUUAAAGCAACGAAUGCCUUCUAAGACUCAUCCUUCAAAACUGUAA
Messenger RNA from Microtus oregoni (creeping vole), 3732 nucleotides. Its product is annotated as vigilin-like. Lineage: Eukaryota; Metazoa; Chordata; Mammalia; Rodentia; Cricetidae. The coding region runs from base 1 to 3732 and encodes 1243 amino acids. The transcript has a single exon. Gene Ontology annotation, cellular component: cytoplasm; nucleus. The record is from RefSeq and is a predicted model, not a curated record. Gene Ontology annotation, molecular function: mRNA binding.